AUCGAACGACCACGCAUGUCCCUAGCUUCUUCCCACGCUGAGCGAUGGACGGACACGAUCUAGCUGCUGCAGAUCCUUGGUGGUACCCCGGCGACUACCCCGGCGCGGCGGCGCCCUUGGCAGCCGACGCCGUCGAGGACGACGAGUUCCUCGAUAUUGAAGGUCUACUCGGGUUGGCGUGGGAAGGAGGCGCGCUAGAGCCACCGCACGCGCCCCCUGCAGAGCCGCCACCUUCCGAGGACGUGAUGGCAGCGUGGCUCUACCCGAUUGUCAGUGGCGAGGACAAUGCCGGGGCCGGCCCGAUGGUGAAGAGCGAGCCGUCGGCGAUGACAAUGGGGAGUUUAGAGAUGACGGACAGCAAGGGGAAGCUUCCAGCUUCGGACGGCAUGUGCGAUGUCAAGGACACAAACGUAACGAGCGAUCCCAGCGAGAGGAGGAAGGCGGCAUCAGGAGGGUCGAACAGGACAAGGUCGUCUCGUCACUCAGAUACACACAACGUUACAGAAAAGAGGCGAAGGUGCAAGAUCAGUGACAGGCUGAGGACCCUGCAGCAGCUCGUCCCUGGAUGCGAAAAGAGUAACCAGGCGUCGACGCUGGAGCAGACGAUCCAGUACAUGAAGUCGCUGCAGAAGCAGGUCGAGGCAAUGAACGGGAGAACAACACAAGCAGUGUACCCCGUCAUGCAGACGGCAUCGGCGCCGGCCGUCGCGGUGCCACUGGGCACCGCACCCGCCUCGGCAGCUCCAUGGACGGUGGUCGCGGGAGGAUGCGUCCCGCUCCUGCCUGCAGGGAUGGCUCCGUUCGGAGCCAUGCUGCCGUACCCUCCUUACCACGCCGUGAUGCUGCCAGCACAAGCGGCGGCAGCGCCAUUUUACCUCCCACGGCCCGCAGCCUCUGCUACUCCAGAGGGGCAGAGCUUUGUCUCCACGGAGCAUUUCAGUAAGGAUAGAGGGAGGAGGAGGAGAUUGUGAGACAGAAUCAAGCGACUCGGAAGGAAUGGCUAGUCUAGCUCUAGUAACAAAACUAGUUUCAUCGGCUUGGGUUUUCUUGAUUAUUUUAUGGUUUUCUCUUUUUUUUCUUCUAAAUUUUCAGUGGAGCAAAGGCGCGAACUGCAGAUCAAGUCGAUUAGUAUUAGUGUGUAUGGAGAACUACUUACUACUCUCUCUGUAAAGUACUAUCUCUAUAGCAAAACAUAAGGGGAUGUAUAAUGGUGCCAUCUUAGGAGUGUCAUGUAGAAUAAAUACUGAGCUGGAGGAGAGAGAAUUCGUAAGAAAAAACUUGUCUUCUCUUAUUUAAGAGAUCAUCUCUUAGGACAAUAUGUCUCGCCAUAUUUUUAGGAAUAGCUAGUUAUUAUAGAUAAUGCUAAGAGAUAACUCAUUGUAGACAUGUUUUUAUUAUUACCCCUUCAAUUACAUGCAAGUCUUAAGACAA
This is a messenger RNA of Aegilops tauschii subsp. strangulata, 1431 nucleotides long. RefSeq names its product putative transcription factor bHLH056. Gene Ontology annotation, cellular component: nucleus. Gene Ontology annotation, molecular function: protein dimerization activity. NCBI's taxonomy places the organism in Eukaryota, Viridiplantae, Streptophyta, Magnoliopsida, Poales, Poaceae. The record is from RefSeq and is a predicted model, not a curated record.